Molecule: messenger RNA, 438 nt
Organism: Prunus armeniaca (apricot)
Lineage: Eukaryota; Viridiplantae; Streptophyta; Magnoliopsida; Rosales; Rosaceae
Source: the annotation of a GenBank genome assembly
AUGAUGAUCGCGUUGGCCCCGCGGGAAAUCAUUGGACAAAUGGCAGUCCUGAGUCCUGACGCUCUCUCACUCUCCCUUUUUUCUGGCCAUGCUGGCAGACAGCCUCUCCGCUCUCCGGACACAGGAGACCCAGUCCUUUCCUUAAUCGUGCCGUUCCCUCCGAUCCGGUCGCGCCACGUGUCCCGUACUCUCUCUCUCUGUGUGGACGCCGCCACCUUCCUUACGAGGAUGUCUAUGCCUACCUAUACGCGUGUCCAACCCUAUUGUACGCAGCAGGUUUCAUUUCAUCACCUUUUUGGGUCCAGCCCUAAAGAGCCUGUACAGUUAAAAGACGAUUAUACCCCUGAGGGUAGAGGUGGGAAGUUUCAAAUUGCUCUCCGUUCCAUCAACCUCUACGUACGUAAGGAAGAACAUAAGUAUAUUUUGCUUAAGGGGUAA